Molecule: messenger RNA, 1342 nt
Organism: Bufo gargarizans (Asiatic toad)
Lineage: Eukaryota; Metazoa; Chordata; Amphibia; Anura; Bufonidae
Gene: SLC25A37
Product: solute carrier family 25 member 37
Exons: 4
Coding region: 227-1195 (322 amino acids)
Biological process (GO): iron import into the mitochondrion
Cellular component (GO): mitochondrial membrane
Molecular function (GO): ferrous iron transmembrane transporter activity
Source: RefSeq, a predicted model, not a curated record
GUAACUUUCCAAGAGCCAAUCCACGAGCGACCCCUCGCUUUGGUCUCCAAGGUAGAGAGACGCCGCAGACGGUGGCCGCUGACCGUCAGGUAGCCCCGCCUUCUCCGUGACGUCACCCGGGUAUAGUAGGCUGGAGCGGAGAGUUUUGGCUUCAGUCAGCGGGCAGAGCUUGGCCUGCUCCUUACACACCAGGGGAGGGGGCUGUUCUCGUGUAACUGUCAGCUCCAUGGAGCUACGAAGCCCUGGUCUCUCAAUGGAAGCAAGGGACGGAGUUCCCGCCUUGCCUGGGGAGGCUGACGAAUACGAGAGCUUACCGGAGGGAGCCUCUCCACUGACGCACAUGGCGGCGGGAGCCGUGGCAGGAAUCCUGGAGCAUACGGUCAUGUAUCCGGUGGACUCUGUCAAGACCAGAAUGCAAAGCUUGCAGCCGGACCCCAAGGCCCAGUACCGAGGAGUCAUGGAGGCUUUGAGAAAGAUGAUCCGCUCUGAAGGGCUGAUGACCCCCUUGCGAGGAAUCAAUGUGACCAUGCUGGGAGCGGGCCCCGCACAUGCUUUGUACUUUGCGUGCUACGAGAAAAUGAAGACUACUAUAGGGGGCUUAAUCAAUCACGUCGGCAACAGUCACGUGGCGAAUGGGGUGGCAGGAAGUCUGGCAACAGUGCUGCAUGAUGCCGUCAUGAACCCAGCAGAAGUGGUGAAGCAGAGAAUGCAGAUGUACAACUCCCCCUACAGGAGCAUGCUGCACUGCAUCCGGACUGUCAGCAGGACGGAAGGAGCGGGGGCCUUCUACCGCAGUUACUCCACCCAGCUCUUCAUGAACAUCCCUUUCCAAGCCAUUCACUUCAUCACCUAUGAGUUCACCCAAGAGCAGCUGAAUCCGCAGCGGCAGUACCACCCCAGUUCUCACAUAGUCUCCGGAGCCAUCGCCGGGGCCGUGGCCGCCGCAGCCACCACACCUUUAGAUGUAUGCAAAACCUUAUUAAACACACAGGAGAACAUGGUCCUCAGCUCUGUCAACAUCAGCGGACAACUUUCGGGCAUGGCCAACGCCAUUAGGACGGUCUACCAAAUUGGAGGGGUAGCAGGUUUUUUCAAGGGCGUGCAAGCCCGUGUGAUCUAUCAGAUGCCUUCUACGGCCAUUGCAUGGUCAGUGUAUGAAUUCUUCAAGUACUUUCUGAGCAAAAACCACCCUUAGGGUCUUGUCACGAGAAGAGGACGCCAUUACUGGUGGAGCCGUAUUGGGGAAUCCCUGUUUUAAACCUGCAGUAGUCUCUCAUGUGUAUAUUUGAUAUUCUGAUUUACAGGCAUCCAUUCCCCUUUUUUUUUUUUUUUUUUUUUUUUU